Messenger RNA from Gavia stellata (red-throated loon), 1176 nucleotides. It is a transcript of the gene TENT5D, whose product is annotated as terminal nucleotidyltransferase 5D. Gene Ontology annotation, molecular function: poly(A) RNA polymerase activity; RNA binding. Gene Ontology annotation, biological process: mRNA stabilization. The transcript has a single exon. Bases 1 to 1176 code for a protein of 391 amino acids. NCBI's taxonomy places the organism in Eukaryota, Metazoa, Chordata, Aves, Gaviiformes, Gaviidae. The record is from RefSeq and is a predicted model, not a curated record.
AUGACUGAGGAUUUAGACCACAGAUUCAGUAGUCUCACCUGGGAUCAGAUUAAAAUCCUGGAUCAAGUGUUAGCUGAGGUCAUACCUAUUCAUGGGAGAGGAAAUUUUCCAACACUGGAUGUAAAGCCGAAGGAUAUAAUUCACGUGGUAAAGGAACAGCUCAUUGAAAAGCAAAUCAACGUUAGAGAUAUCCGCCUGAACGGUUCGACAGCCAGUCACAUCCUAGUAAAGCAGAAUGGAACCAGUUACAAGGACCUAGACAUCAUUUUUGGGGUGGAACUUCCAGGUGAGCUUGAGUUCCAGGUUGUUAAGGAAGCAGUUCUUAAUUGCCUAUUGGACUUCUUGCCAAAAUGUGUUAAUAAGGAAAAAAUCACUGCUCAGACCAUGAAAGAUGCCUAUGUGCAGAAGAUGGUCAAAGUCUCCACUGACCACGAUCGCUGGAGUCUCAUCUCGCUGUCAAACAACAGCGGCAAGAAUGUAGAAUUAAAGUUCGUCAACUCGCUCAGACGGCAGUUUGAGUUUAGCGUGGACUCCUUCCAAAUCAUACUGGACUCCAUACUAAAUGUUUACAGAGCAACAGACUGCAAACUGACAGAAGACUCUCACCCCACUGUCAUCGCCGAGAGUAUGUAUGGAGACUUCAAUGAAGCAAUGGACCACUUAAAAUACAAACUGAUUUCCACAAGGAACCCAGAGGAAAUCAGAGGAGGUGGCCUCCUGAAGUACAGCAAUCUCCUGGUUCGUGACUUUAAGCCAGCAGAUGAGGCUGAAAUUAAAUCUCUGGAACGUUACAUGUGCUCCAGGUUCUUCAUUGAUUUUCCAGAUGUUGCGGACCAGCAAAGGAAAAUUGAGUCAUAUCUGCGCAACCACUUCAUUGGGGAAGAGAAAAGCAAGUAUGACUACUUGAUGACUCUGCGUGGAGUUGUAAACGAGAGCACAGUCUGUCUCAUGGGACAUGAACGAAGGCAAACUCUGAAUAUGAUCACAAUUCUGGCUUUAAAAGUGCUCGGAGAACAAAACAUCAUCCCAAAUGCAGCCAAUGUAACAUGCUAUUAUCAGCCUGCUCCAUAUAUCAGUGACAGAAACUUCAGCAAUUACUACAUUGCUCACGGACAACCACCUAUCAUCUACCAGCCGUACCCAUUUCACAUACAAAUGCAAAGCGGCAUGGUUUAG